AUGGAAGGGAGAGGUGAAGGAUAUCCUCCUCAAUUGUAUACUCUAGCUUCUUCUUUUCCACCGGCCGAAAGCUAUAGCUAUGAAUUGCCUUCUUUACGGCAGGUGAAUCCUGCAAUGCUGCAAAACCAAAACUCUCAAAACCAUGUCAGUAUUCAUCCCCCACCUCAAAACCACUGUGCUCAAAUUUCUAACCUCCGAAACCUUUUUUACCAAGACACUCUUCUACCAAAUAACUACAUGCAAAACCCUAGUUUCCAGAACCCGAACCCGGCCACAAUGCAAAAUCACCAGGCGGUUCUUUGUUAUCCUCCAAACAUAAACUCAAACGCAAUUUUUUUGUCUGGACAGUACGGCCAGUCAACUCCUCGUCGGUAUGGUCGUUUUGAUAAUGUUUUGUACGGCCAAUCUUCUCCUCCGGGUCAUCAGUUCCUUGGGAGGGGACAAACGGCUGCUUAUAAUCCAAGACAUAGCGGAGCUCUAUCCAAUUUAAGCCAUGAUCUGAGUGACCUUAGUGGUCCAGACCAAUUCAAUUUAUCUACAUUGACUUCCGGUUCCAAUUUUAACAAUUUCUUGCAGCGGCGGAGUCACUUUAGCUGUGAAUUCAGCCGUGAAUAUUCAGCUGGGCCUAGUUCAAGUCGCAAUAGAUCCAUUAGAGUUGAUCUUUUGGGGUCUGCAGGAAGAUCCAUUAAUGAGUCACAUAUCGUCUUGCCAUCUUCAUCUUCUAGGGGGAAGGCGAGGGGACGACAACAUUCGAGUCACACUUCAUUGGAGGAACUCAGAGGUCGUGUAUGCUUGGCGGCUAAAGAUCAAAAGGAGUGUCGUUUCUUGCAGAAGAAAGUGGAUGAGAGAAAUCCAAUGGAUAUCACGAUCAUUUUUAUGGAAGUGAAAGAUGAUUUGCCUGAUUUAAUGGUGCACCAGUUUGCUAAUUAUCUUAUUCAGAAACUUAUUGGAGUGUUAAAUGAACAACAAAUGACCGAAUUCAUUCGUUCGGUUGUCAGUUCUGAACAAAGGCUCUUCAGGAUUUGCGAUGAUGUGCAUGGAACUCGUGUUAUCCAGAAACUGCUGGACUCUAGAGAAAUCCUGCAAAGACAAUCCUUAAAACCGGAGCAAAUAUGUAUUCUAUUGUCAGCUCUGAAAAAAAUUGCAGUCAAUUUGAGCAAGAGCCCCAAUGGCCAACAUGUGAUUCAACGAUGCUUCCACAAAUUUUCCAAUGAAUAUACUAAGGAGCUAGUGGAAGAAAUAGUAGAGAGUUGCGUGACUUUAGCAAUAGAGAAAAGCGGAUGCUGUGUACUGCAACAAUGCAUAUUUCAUGCCAAGGAAGAGCACAAGGGACGCCUCAUAGCUGAAAUUGUCACAAAUGCACUUGUCCUAUCUGAUCAUGCUUACGGGAACUAUGUUGUGCAGUAUAUUCUGGAAAUUAAUAUACCUCAAGUUACAGCCGAUGUUUUAUCGCAGUUUUCCGGGAGUUACUUCACUCUUUCACUAAGCAAGUAUGCGAGCAAUGUAGUAGAGAAAUGUAUGAAAUUCGCAACAGAGGAACAAUUGACUGCCAUUGUAAGCGAGAUUAUUCACCAUCCAGACAUUUUGGAUCUUAUGUUGAACAAUUUCGGAAACUUUGUUAUUCAGUCAGCCUGGAAGCGGUGUAAGGGACGGCCACUUGGGCAGACUCUUUUAAAUCUUGUUCAAGAACAUUAUCCAUUGCUGCAAAGCCACAUGUAUGGGAAAAAGGGUUUAUCGGAUUCUAUUAUUCUUGUUGUUUCGGUCAUCGUUUUUCUGUUGUCUCGUUACAGAGUUGAGAUGUAG
Pistacia vera is the source of this 1803-nucleotide messenger RNA. RefSeq names its product pumilio homolog 12-like. Gene Ontology annotation, cellular component: cytoplasm. The transcript has 7 exons. Lineage: Eukaryota; Viridiplantae; Streptophyta; Magnoliopsida; Sapindales; Anacardiaceae. Gene Ontology annotation, molecular function: mRNA binding. Gene Ontology annotation, biological process: post-transcriptional regulation of gene expression. The record is from RefSeq and is a predicted model, not a curated record. Bases 1 to 1803 code for a protein of 600 amino acids.